This is a messenger RNA of Frankliniella occidentalis (western flower thrips), 2627 nucleotides long. RefSeq lists its product as uncharacterized. Bases 91 to 1065 code for a protein of 324 amino acids. The record is from RefSeq and is a predicted model, not a curated record. The transcript is spliced from 3 exons. NCBI's taxonomy places the organism in Eukaryota, Metazoa, Arthropoda, Insecta, Thysanoptera, Thripidae.
ACAAUGACUUGAACAGCUCCUUUCUCUCUUGUGCCCCCAGGCGUCGUGCGCUGCUACUGCAACCUGCCCGCAUGCAUCACGACGGGCUACAUGUGCAAGUCGGCGGGCCGCGGCUGCUUCUCGGACCUGGUGGACCACGUGGACGUGUACCGGGCGCGGCACGGCUGCCUCGACCUGCUCGACGACGACCGGCAGCGCCAGUGCAAGAACCAGCCGCGGCCCAGCGCCGCCGAGGAGGUGGACGAUGACGUGCCAGCCUGGGAGCAGGAGGGCCUCCAGGACCAGGACGACGCCCAGCCGCAGAUAGAGCAACACCAGCAGCAGGAGGAGGACACGAUCGUGGUGGACGACGCACAGCAGGACGUGCCGAGGGACACGCCGUCGCUGUUGCUGUGCUGCACCGAGGACAUGUGCAACCACAUCGACAGCCCCGACUCCAGGAUGAGGCACAGCGGUCCGAACGGCAGCGAGGCGGCCCACGUGACCGUGUCGAGCCCCGCGGGCGCCCCCGCGGCCCACGCCGGCCAGGCGGGGCCGUCGGCGGGCACGUCCGAGGCCGCCGCGGCAGCGGCCGCCGCCGCCCGCUCCGCCGAGAUGUGGUUCAAGGCGGCCACGAUCGCGGUGCCCAUCUGCGGCGCCCUCAUCCUCGUGCUGCUCAUCGUCCUGGCCGUGCGGCUGCUCCGGGCCGACAGCCAGCACCAGCGCGCCAGCAAGCUGAGUGCCUGCGCGUUCCCGGCGCUGAGCGACAAGAAGGUCCCGUUGCUGCCGUGCGGCACCGGGGUGGGCUGGGGCCACGGGCCCGGCCACGGCCACGGCGUCAACAGGCUGGGCCCCAGCUGCGGCGGCCCGGGUGGCGCGCUGGCCAAGAACCACGCGCUGGCCAAGCUCAACUACUCGGCGAGCUACGACCUGCUGGACCUGCACAAGGACGACAACUGCAGCCAGCAGCGCAACGUUCUGCUCGCCCCCAGCACGCCCAAGUCCAGCUACAAGGAGGUGCUCGCGUCCUUUGUGCCGUGGGGCGGCAGCUGCGGCGCACCCGCCGACCCGCCGGCCAGCGUCUAGGGGUGUCCCUCUAGGGGUGUCCCUCUUGGGAUGUCCACCAGGGCAAACAGGGUGUGACCUUUUUUGUAACCCGCAACCCACCGUCUGCCGUUAGCAAUGAGACUGAGGGAUAUUUCAUUUGUUCCUACGCAUCUAGAAAGAAAGGAAAAGAUGGUCAAAUACUUGCAAAAGAUUGAAACUGGUAAAAGAAUUUACUCUUUGCCCGAAUCAUGAACUGUUGUCACUUUUUGAUGUUUGUCGUGACUGAUAUUUAGUUACUUCAAAUGAGGUUGCAGACUUUAAGUCCCCCUGUAAAGUUAUUUAGGAUUUUAAGUAUGGGCCCUUAUGUUCUUCCGAGAACUUCUGUAAAGGGUAUUGUGAUAUUGUGUGAGAGCGCUUGGUGAAGCGAGUGCUAGUCCUCUUUGUUCAAUGGUGUUACUUGUUAUUUGUUUUAAAUUAAUUACCACUUUAAAAAUAGUGGGAUUGUCACCCAACAUAGCCUUGAUCUGAUUUGAUUCUCACUGGCAAUGUUGAGUGCCAACUCGUAUGUCAUGUUGUAAAUACUAUGCUAUUGUCCAAAUAUACAUAAUCAUAUUGGUAAAAUAUGGUUUGUGUAUGAUAAUGUGAUAUGAAAUCCAGUGGAAGGAGUUAGAUGUCUGUUCCACCCUAUGUCAAGUACCAGGAUGUUAUUGUUAUUCUGAUGGAGUUGGUUUCCUAUGCCUUUGUUCAUUGCUCCUUUUCAUAUAAACAGAGUUGUGUUUAUUACUGAAGUACUUCUUGGUUGAGUCCUCCAUGUUCUCUAGGAGAGUGUUAGAAAUAGUAUAAUGAAUAACCACUUUCUUUGCUUUCUUAACACUUGCCCUUCAGAUAUUGUGUGAUUCUAACUCUCUUAAAAAGAAAGACGUAAUAUCUUCGGGGUGUCAUUAUAAAUGCACCUUCUGCUUUUCGUUUACAGUACUGUGCUAAGUAAACAAAAACAUGCAUGAUCAAAGCAUAUGACUGAUUAUUCUUUGUAAUUUUGUACAUUUAUAUAUAAAUGUGUGUAGAAGGAAUGUUACCAUCUAUGGAAUGUUUUCUUUCUUCUGUGCAUAUUAAAUUAUUUGCAGAAGAUUAAAGCAUGCAUAGAUUUUAUUCUUUUCUUUCUUUACACUGUGUCUUGUUCAUUCGCUUUUUAAAAAGUGAUGCAAUUAAACUGUGAUACGAAUUCCUCUUUUGUAAACUAUGAAGUCUAUAGUAGCAACAUGUUUUUCUAUGAGUACUGUGCAUUUUGUAUCUGAAGAAACAGAAAAAUCCUGUAAGCUGAAUGUUCAAUUAUUUUUUCUAGACUUUUUAAAAUCACAGCAGGGUAAAAAAAAUAUUUUUCAUAAUAAGUCAAAAAACAUUUUUUCAUGAAGCAAUGCCAAUCCUAAAAGACUCAUAAAGCAUUCUCAUAAUUUUGUAUUCCUGCCAUUUUCGGCAGAAGACUUUCUUGCUCUAAAGACCAAGCUUAUUACAUCUUGCUGCUUUAUUUCUUGUUCUCUUUUACUGUCUCUCUAUGUACAUAAAGUAUAUCAAGUGUUGAUAUGUUUAAAAAUAUAGGGUCU